CAAGAAAAAUACAGAUAUACAGCAAAAAAAUGAAAACGAGAAUGAGCAAAAAAAUAAGGAAAAUGAUAUAAAAAUGAUUGAAGAAUCUCGAAAAGCGUUUCGAGCAUAUUUUGUAUUCUCUUGGUUUUUUACUAAUGCUUUGUUAGUAAUUUUUGUAAUAAGUUUUCUUGGUUCAACUUUAGAACAUUAUUUUUCUCAAAAAUCAAGAUCAAUUAUAUAUAUAGCAGUAAUUCUUUGGUCUGUCACC
Molecule: messenger RNA, 247 nt
Organism: Dentiscutata heterogama
Lineage: Eukaryota; Fungi; Glomeromycota; Glomeromycetes; Diversisporales; Gigasporaceae
Source: the annotation of a GenBank genome assembly